This is a messenger RNA of Haliotis rubra (blacklip abalone), 1650 nucleotides long. Its product is annotated as major facilitator superfamily domain-containing protein 9-like. Gene Ontology annotation, cellular component: membrane. NCBI's taxonomy places the organism in Eukaryota, Metazoa, Mollusca, Gastropoda, Lepetellida, Haliotidae. The record is from RefSeq and is a predicted model, not a curated record. Gene Ontology annotation, molecular function: transmembrane transporter activity. Gene Ontology annotation, biological process: transmembrane transport.
CUUCCGUAUGAAACUACCUCGCGCUGUGACAGGUACCACAUCCACAUUGCUGAUACCUACAAGUCGUUACGGCUGUUGACAUGGGGCGAUUUACAUCCAGAAUCAUGGAACCCGCGGCUCUUGUCAACUUUAGUGGCUUUUUGGAUCUGUUUGCUGUGAGCAUGAUCAUGCCACUUAUCCUGCCUCAUGCCCGCAGUCUCGGCGCCUCUACCACUGUAGCUGGGAUAUUUGGGUCUACGUAUGGAGCCCUUCAGCUCUUCUCCAGCCCGGUGAUGGGCAAGUGGAGUGACAUGGUGGGGAGACGCGCGAGUCUCAUUGUGACACUGGGCCUUACAGGAUGUGGCUAUGGAAUUAUGGGACUUUCGACCUCCAUCUUUAUCAUGCUCCUAGCCAGGAUACCAGGAGGGAUUUUCAAGCACAGUCAAAACAUCUCAAAGUCAUAUCUGGCCGACAUAACAUCAAGAGAGAAGCACUCGCAUGUUUUUGGACAGUUUAAUGCGGCCUCAAGCUUUGGAUUCAUUCUAGGACCAAUGGUUGGCGGCCAUAUUGCAGAAUGGCCUGGAGGCUUCGCUGUGGUUGGUGUGUUGGCCUGUCUGACCUUCUUCCUCAAUGCUGCAACCAUGUGGCUCUUCCUGCCUGCAGUCACACCAUCAGAACAUCCUGAAACAUCGCCAGACAAAUCUCCGAAGUCCUUGAAAUCAACAAGUGGAGGGUACUCCUUCAACAUUAAAGAGAUGGUUCGAUCCUUCCGAGCCAUCAACUGGGACAAUCUGUGGGACCUGUUUCUCAUUAAGUUUCUGGGUGGAUUUUCAGUCAUCCUGUUCCGCUCGAGCUUCAGUCUCAUGUCGCAGAGCGAGUUCGAAGCAUCACCUCGGAUCAUUGGCUAUUUGACCUCCUACAGUGGGGCUGUGUCUACUCUGUGUGGACUUUUUGUAGGAAGAUUAGCAAAAUAUUAUGAUAAUGAUGGUAAAUUAUAUUUUCACAUGGUAGUUCUAGAAGUUGUGACAUUAUUCAGCCUGACAGUCUCGCCCAAUUUAGUAUGGAUUGCAGUGUUAUUGUGUCCACUUAGUAUCGUCACUUCUGUCAUGAGAGUUAUGGCAACUGCACUGACGAUUCAUAAAGGGCGGGACCAGGACCGGGGGGCCCUGAUGGGGUUCAGUCAGAGCAUCAUGUCCAUCGCACGCAUGUUGGCGCCUUUUGUUGGUGGUGUUGCCAUGGAGUUUAGCCCAAGAGGACCACUUCUCAUUGGGACAUGCGCUGCAGCUUUAUCACUGAUAUUGCUCAUUCUCAGACCUCAGGGAGAUGAGACACAAAAAGUGAAACAAUCCUAACAUUGCUUCUGUUUCAAACAAAAUUCAGGGACCAGUAUUCAUGUUUAGGACAACAUGAUUUGUUGUCUUCUACACGUCAGGCUCAAAACAGCAUUUUACUGUCAUAUGUCUCUUUGUGGUAGUUUUGACAUUAUGUAAUGUUGAAACCAAGUAGCCUGACUUGAUGGAGAACUUGUUUAUUGCAUAGAGCACCAUUUCGAUGUAGACUCUUACACCAUUAUCCAGCUGAAACUGUUGAACCAAGCACUGGCAGCAAUUAACUUUUAGUACGUGAGCAGGGUUUUAUGAAGCUUUUGUCAAUACUCCAGUUAUCUCAAUA